Cinclus cinclus is the source of this 9259-nucleotide messenger RNA. It is a transcript of the gene USP38, whose product is annotated as ubiquitin specific peptidase 38. The transcript has 10 exons. Gene Ontology annotation, biological process: protein deubiquitination; ubiquitin-dependent protein catabolic process. Gene Ontology annotation, molecular function: cysteine-type deubiquitinase activity; cysteine-type endopeptidase activity. Lineage: Eukaryota; Metazoa; Chordata; Aves; Passeriformes; Cinclidae. Gene Ontology annotation, cellular component: cytosol; nucleus. The record is from RefSeq and is a predicted model, not a curated record. The coding region runs from base 1 to 3117 and encodes 1038 amino acids.
AUGGACAAGAUCCUGGAGGGGCUGGUGAGCUCGUCGCACCCGCUGCCGCUGAAGCGGGUGAUCGUGCGGCGCGUGGUGGAGUCGGCGGAGACGCCGCUGAGCCAGGCGCAGUGCCGCGCCAUGUUCGCGCUCGGCACCCGGCUGGUGCUGCAGGGCCCCGACCCGUUCCAGCGGCAGGUGGGGCGGCAGGUGCUGGACGCCUACGGCCGCUUCCACCGCGCCGAGUUCGAGGCGUUCUUCAACCGCGGGCUCAUCCUCGGGCUCCUGCAGCGCGGCUACGGCGAGCUGAGCAACCGCGACCCCGCCAUCCUCGACUACAUCCAGGCGGGGCUGCGCCUCAUCAUGAGCUGCCCCUCGGUGCUGGAGCUCUUCGAGCUGCUGCAGGUGGAGGCGCUGCGCCUGGUGUGCGAGCGGCCGUCACCGCCGCUCUGCGCCCGCCUCUGCCAGCUGCUGGGCGACUUUCCGCAGUGCCUGCCCCGCGGCAGGAAACUCUCGCUCGCCUUCUGCCAGCAGCUGGUGCGCAGCAUCGCCCAUUUCCAGAGCCAGGGCACCCGGGAGGCCGAGCUGCGCCUCUACGUCUCGCAGGUGACUCAGGUUAGCGCGCUGCUCAGGAGCGUCUGGAAAGCCGAGCCCGACACGCUGCUGCCCUCCCUGCAGGAGCUCUUCGCUGUCAUCUCCGCCGCGGAUACUUCAUUUGAACCAUCUGUUGCACUGGCAAGUCUUGUGCAGCACAUACCUUUGCAGAUGAUUACAGUACUCAUCAGGAGCCUUACUACAGAUCCUAAUGUGAAAGAUGCAAGUAUGACUCAAGCUCUGUGCAGAAUGAUUGACUGGCUAUCCUGGCCUCUGGCUCAGCAUGUGGAAACAUGGGUGAUUGCACUGCUGAAAGGACUGGCUGCAGUCCAGAAAUUUACCAUCCUCAUUGAUGUCACUCUGCUUAAGAUCGAAUUGGUCUUUAAUCGACUUUGGUUUCCUCUAGUGAGGCCUGGUGCCCUUGCUGUCCUUUCCCACAUGUUACUUAGUUUCCAGCAUUCUCCAGAAGCUUUUCAUUUGAUUGUUCCACACGUGGUCAGUUUGGUUCACUCCUUCAAAAGAGAUGGCUUGCCUUCCAGUACAGCCUUUUUGAUGCAGUUGACUGAGUUGAUACACUGUAUGAUGUAUCAUUAUUCAGGAUUUCCAGAGCUCUAUGAACCCAUUCUGGAAGCUAUUAAGGAUAUGCCCAAACCCACUGAAGAGAAGAUUAAGUUGAUCCUCAGUCAGAGUGCCUGGACUUCUCAAUCCAGUUCUUUGCCAUCUUGUCUAUCUAGACUUUCUGGAAAAUCUGAAACUGGGAAGACAGGCCUAAUAAAUCUAGGAAAUACUUGCUACAUGAACAGUGUUAUUCAGGCACUUUUUAUGGCUACAGAUUUCAGAAGGCAUGUUUUAUCUCUGAAUCUAAAUGGCUGUAAUUCCCUAAUGAGAAAAUUACAGCAUCUUUUUGCAUUUUUGGCCCAUACCCAGAGGGAGGCAUAUGCUCCUAGAAUUUUCUUUGAAGCUUCCAGACCACCAUGGUUCACCCCUCGAUCCCAGCAGGAUUGCUCAGAAUAUCUCCGAUUCCUGCUGGACAGGUUGCAUGAAGAGGAGAGAACUUUGAAAGCAUUAUCUUCGGCCAAGAGUUCUGACAGUAUAAUGACUGAUGAGUCCCAGGCACAAGAAGCUGUACAUAAAACACAAGUAUUUACUGAAGCACCUCGUAUGGGAAGUGAAGAAAGAACUCUGAUAGAGAAGAUGUUUGGAGGAAAAUUGAAGACUAACAUAUGCUGUUUGAACUGCAAAAGCAUGUCUCAAAAGGAAGAAGCUUUCACAGAUCUCUCUUUGGCUUUCUGUCCUCCAACUUCCUUAGAGAAUGUUGACCCAAAAUGCGUGGAACAUUCUGAAGUGAAAGAUGACUAUAUGGUGCAAAGUAAUACUUUAGCAACCAGUCCUGCUACAGAAACACCUCUGAGUAAUUUGGAAGUAAAUCGUGGAUGUGACACAAUAAUGAAUGAAGGAACCAUAGAAGAUUUUUCUAGCGAGCCAGGCUCUGAGAAUACCACAAUUUCUGAACUCAAAGUUGAAAAUAAUGGGGAUAUGUCUCAGAGUCUAGUAGGUAAAAAUACCCUGUCGGUUACAGACUUACUCAAUUAUUUUCUGGCACCUGAGAUCCUUAGUGGAGACAAUAAAUAUUAUUGUGAAAAGUGUGCCUCUCUACAGAAUGCUGAAAAAACUAUGCAAAUCAUUGAGGAACCUGAAUACCUCAUUCUCACCCUUUUGAGAUUUUCAUAUGAUCCAAAGUGUCACAUAAGGCGCAAAAUCUUGGACAAUGUUUCUCUACCACUUGUAUUGGAACUGCCAGUGAAAAGAGCAGCAUCCCCUUUAGCUGUUGUUUCAGGAGGCUGGUCUGUUGGUGUGGAGAUUUCUGAUACUGGAGAAAAUCUUGCUAAAAAACUGAAACCCUCAGGUGCUGAUGAAGUGACCUGCCCACAGUUGGUGCCCUAUGUGUUAAGCUCUGUGGUGGUGCAUUCUGGUGUAUCCUCUGAAAGUGGACAUUAUUAUUCAUAUGCUAGAAAUGUUACUGGGUCAGGGCCUUCAGGGUUCUGCCACCAGUCUACAGCUCUUUCUUUAGUUUCUCCUCAGGAUAAAUUGUUUACAGAGGAGAGUCCUUGUACUGUUGUAGAAAAUGAGCUGGACACUGAGAUGCCAAGAGAAUGGUUUCUGUUCAAUGACAGCAGAGUGACAUUUACCUCAUUUCAGUCAGUCCAGAAAAUCACCAGUAGAUUUCCAAAGGACACUGCUUAUGUUCUGUUUUACAAAAAACAGAACAGCACCUGUGGCUUCAACACUAAUCCAGCAAAUGGCCUCUGGGUAAAUGGAGACCCUCCUCUACAAAAAGACCUCAUGGAUGCAAUUACAAAAGAUAACAAACUGUACUUGCAGGAGCAAGAGCUUAGUGCUCGAACACAAGCGCUUCAAGCUGCCUCAGCCUCUUGCUCUUUCCGACCCAAUGGAUUUGAUGACAAUGAUCCCCCUGGAAGUUGUGGCCCCACAGGUGGAGGAGGAGGGGGUGGGUUCAGUACCGUCGGUAGAUUGGUCUUUUGACUACGAAGACAACCUGGAAUACACUGGUUCCAAAGCAGCCUAGUACUGCUGAGGACAAAUAAAAUACUGACCUCUGUCAGAUAUUGUACCAGGCUUUGAGACUUGAUCCUUGUCUAAAAGCAAAUAUUGGUGUUUUUUUGGUUAUGUUUUAUUUGAAAUAAAUAAGCGCAUAAUGGAAAAAAAACCUACCUCUUAAAAGUUUAGUUGCUUUCAUAGUGAGAUAUGCUUGCCCAAAACCCAGAAAAUUAAGGGGUUUUUUUUUAAGUGAAUGCUAAUGACAUUGCAUUAAACUGAACAAAAUGCACUUACAUCAGUUUCUUGUCCUCAUCCACUGAAUGAAGGAAGUUCAUUUUUUACUCUGAUGAUAUUACUUUAUGUGGAAACCUGUUUCAGAUGGGCUGAACUGCAUCUGUAGUCUCUCACCCACUGCUUAUUUUCAAAUACAGUACCUUUGUGAAUUUUCAGAGAUGAUGCAAUUUGUAAUGAAGGCAAUAACUUAAAUGUGACAUGGUAUAGUACUUUCCAGGUUAAAAAUUCUUCAGUCCAUUUCCAGUGUAAAUGAAAAGGAAAAAUUUAUAAGUAUUUGCUAACUUGUUAUCCAAAAAAGUGCAUGUUGUGUAGGAGCAAUGUUUUUAAAUAGAAAUUGUUAACUUUGUAGCAUUUCUAAUUGUUUGAGGAUUUUAAAAUUAUUUCAGGGAAUAUAUCUGCUGAGUAUGGGAAAGGAAGAGAUUCUGUAUGUGCCUUGCAGUACUGUAACUUAAACUCUCUGAGGCUGCAAAAGAUGAGAAAAAUGUCUUAGUAGUCAAUUAUUUUUUGCCAGCAUUAGAAAUUAAGACAUUUAUAGAAAGAUUUAGGUUUCCAGAAGUAAGCAUCUGUUAGUUUGAAAUGCAGUAAGUGUUGCCCAUUAUUUUUUGAUUUAAUAAGUAUACGUACCUAGUGUUCUAUAGCUUUCAUGGCCUGUACUGCUGAGAAAAAAAGUGAUCAUAAAAAUGGAGCUAUGUUUGUGAAGUCACAGAAAAGCUGCCUGUAUUGAUCUUUGCUUAUAAGAGUCUUUUGAAGUUUUGCCUUUGGGUUUUGCUGGUAGGGAGAACUUUCUGGUGAGUCCAGGUUUAUAUUUUGGGUUUUUUUUGUCUGCAGAAGCCCAAAAUGAUUCUGCCUAAGGAGCAGUGUUUGAUUGCUCAUUAGGCCAGCAGAUGUUGAGGAGCCACUUGUUUGAGUCUUGGCAGAAAUAGCAACUUUGGUUUUGAUGUGCAAUGAAGAUAACAGAAGUAAAGGAUUGUUGAACCCAGUGAUGAAUUCUUGAGUAAUCUUAGAGUGAAGUGCAAAUUUAUUUAAAGUAUUUUUACAAAACUCUGCACUGUUUUUGCUGUGUUUUUAUAUUCUAUUAGGUGACAAAUUGUCUCCUUAAAGAAGCAUGCAGACCUGGCAGGUUUUAGCAUAACUGUAUAAAAAUAAGCAAAUUUCUUAGAAAAUGCUUUUAAAAAGCAUAAAAUAAGUUGAGAGAAUGAAGUCUUGUUUAUAUGAUUCUAACUAUAUGGAGUUUAGUCUGAAAGGUAACUUAGCUUGCAAGCUAUUUCUAUAUUAUCACUAAAACUGUGCUAUUUACUGUAGGUUCAGAUGUUACACUCAAGAAAGCUAGAGCAGCUCACAUAGAUUUUUAUUUUUUUUUUAAUACUUUCCAAGCUUUUUCAUGACAGUUUGUAAUACCUUGGCUUUGGCCUACUCUUUUCAUUGCUAUCUCAGCUGUAGGUCACUGAACAAGGGGAUCAGCCAUAGAAACAUGCAAUGUUUUGAGACCAGCAUGAGGAAUGUUCUCAUUUUGUUGUACCUGGAUGAGUUUUUUUUUUUUUUUUUGAGAUUUCACUUUGCUUCAAAAUUCUGUAACUUUCAGUCUAAUAGGUUUUCUUCAUUUCCUUUUAGGUUUCUCUGCCAGUUUGCUCUGGUUUGAAAAUGUUUUAUAAGACAGGUUAAUUUGGCUUUUUUCUCCCAGAUUGAGGGCACACUAAAAAGCUGUCUACUCUUUGCAUUACCAUGGAAAUAUUUGGUCUCUCUGUUUCAAUUCACUGUUCAUUUUAAACUACUAGUAAGUAGAAACAGGGGCAAGUGGUUUAAUUCAACCUGAAAUCAUAAUUUUGUAAAGGUCAGUUUCGUUUUUAUGUUCUCACAGUGAAAAUGCAAAUGAUGCAGCCUACCUAAAAAUAAUAUUAAGUAUGUCUUUCCUAUACCUAUUGAACUAUAUUUAUUUCAUGAGCUCUUAGAAGGCUUUCUACACCCUUGUUUGCCUGUUCUAAACUAGGUGUUAAAUAUGGAAAAUUUGCAUGAGAAUAAUGCCAAUCAGGUUGGAUCUGGUUAGGUGCAAAACUAUGGAUGUCUGAAAUUGAAAAUAACUUCUUUCUUUCACCUUGUUGACUUCUGUCAAUGCAUUUGAUUGGGGUUUUACAAGUAGAUUUUAAAAUUCAGGAUACCUUUUUGCAAGUCUGCUUGCUGACUUGACAGCUGUCUUAGACUGGUGAGUCCUAGAUCCCCAACUUGGAAGGUUUAAAUAAACCUAGUGGAAGUGGAGAAGUAUUUCAUGCUUUGAAAUGUGCACCUUUUUUAUUGUUUACAGUAAUGAUGUUGCAUGCCACUAUCUUCUGGACAUGAGAGAAAAAUGUACAUAUGGUACUUUAGACUUCUGUUGCUUGUGAAUGAAUGCUGGAUGGUUUAUUUCUUUACCUUUUUGGCUCCAUUCUUAAUAUGUUUUCUAAGUUGAAUCAGUAGGAAGAUAUAAAAUGCAGAAGAUGAAUCAGUAGGAAGAUGUAAAAUGCAGAAGACCAUUUCAGAAGGUUAGGGGUUUUUGUUGUUUCCUUUCAUGAAAGAGACACAGUUGUACCAAACUCAAGGGUGGUAUGUCUUUUGAAAUCAUAUUUGCUUCUACCAAGACAGACUGUGAUUUGAUCUUUGUUUUAAUGGUCACUGGAGUUGCAUUAACUUUCUUCUGUGCUGUUAAUUUUGUAUAAUUUGUAAUUUUUUCACGUGGAGCAUCGCAGUGGAUUACUGUGAAAUCUCCCCUGUAACAGGUGAUUACCAUGUCUGUGAGCCCAUUUAUCCAGGAUGAGGAGAGAAGAGGCUUCUUUGGAUAACUAAAGAAAUCACACUUUCUGGCUAGCUUUUUUUUUUUUUUUCCCCUGCGUUUCCUUCUCUGUGCUCUGGAAAUUUAAUUUAAUGGAUAAGCCUUAAUUUUUUUUAUCUGUAGCAGUAAGUUUGUUCAUUGAGUUAGAACACUUUUCUUGUACAAGUGACUGGCAAAGGGCAGAAGCUCUGGGACCUGGGAGUGUUGAGGCAAAAUCAAGUGGGUAUAAGCUUUCUGUAAAUAAAAUUUAGAUUAGAAACAAAGUUCCUAAUUCUGGAACAGCCUUCUGGGCAGAACUUUGCUUUGAAGGAAGAGCCAACUAUGUCUAUGAAAGAAAUUAAAUGCAAAGUGGUGUCUGAAUGGUAGGCAACUAGACCUGAUAAACCAGAGGUCCCUUCUAGUCCCUUCCUAGAGUUUUGCUCUUUUGUUGGGUUUUCUGUCUUGCUACAUUGCCAGUUUUGUUUGUAAGGCUCAAAGAUUUGAGGGUAAAUAAAGAGAAUAUUCAACUGUGACGUAACAAAAGUUAACUGCUCAGUUUUGGGUGGUGUUGGUCUCUGACACAGAGGAAUGAAACAUAAAAAUUACCAAAUCAUGGCAAGUGGAAACUUGGAGUUGUGAUCUAAAGAAAUGUGCUCAGUUUUUAAUACAAGGCUGAUUUCCCUGGGUAAAAACCUACAAUGAGAUGUAAUGAGUUGUAGCACUUGGUAUCAUCACUAGGUCGUAAUCAAAUGGAAAUUACUGGACACUUUCAAAGGGUGAACAAAUGAUCUAUGAAGUAAAUGAGAUCAGUAUAGACAAUCUUCAAGGCUUUCAUGGUCCCUGCAGCCAGUCAUCAUAAGUCUGCCUAAAUCUGAAUUCAGAGCUCUGAGUAAUAUGUUGUUAAAUCAGAGGUGUGGGAUCAAAUGUGACAGAGAACCAAGAAGUGUGCGGUGCUGUCUGUGUUGUGUCCUACACCAGUUCUGGCUGUGGGGUGUAGCGUGGCACUGCCUCAACACAUGCUUUUGUAUUACAAUGCACACACACAUCCCCCAAUUCACUGGGACUCUGCUUUUGCUUGAAUUAAAGCAUCCAGAUCAAAGGCACGACAACCAGAACUACCCAGAGUGAAGCACAGAUGGGUAUUUUUCAAUACAAUAUGCACCCUCCUUAUUUAAAAUGCAAAAUCCUCUUCUAAAUCUGCAGGAUUCUAGAGAGGAAUGUGGAUUCAGGAUACACAUUUCUUGUUCCCUCUUAUUUUUGUUUUUUUCCAGUGCAGAUAAUAUUUUUAGAAAUCAGGUGUAAAAGUGCUUUAAUAGUCAUGUCAAAAGAGACAACACCGGGUGUUUCCCUAUGAAGUUGCUGUGGGAAAGAGGCACAGCGAGUGGUGAAGAGCUGUACUGAACUGAAAUGGGACAAGUGCAGAAAGGACAGGAUGGCUCUAUUCUGGUUUAAAAGUUGCACAUGUCUUCAUUUCACUGCUGUAACUUUAUUCCACCAAAAGGAUACUUUGUCAACAAUGCCUUGUGUUAUCUGAGCCUGAUCCUUCAAAAGUUUCCGCUGUAUCAUUAUAGCCUUUUAUAUUUUGAAGGAAAAAACAUCUCAGUAGGCAUAUUGAGAAUAUGCUGCUGAGGAGUGUAUUUCAGGUUGACAUGAGAACAAUGAAGUCAGCAGCAGGAUAUGUGAUUGUGCAAGCAGCUGUAGUAUCAUACAGCAUCCUCGAGGCCAGAGGUCUCCAAACUUAGAUUGCACACCCACAUCACUAAAAACUCUUAUGUGUGCACACACUAUAUGUAUAUUUAUUAAUUUAUAAAUAAUAUAUGUACUACUAUACUAAUUUAUUAUGUACAUACACAGGAGUAGAAAUUGAAAAAGUAUGAGAGAAAAGUGAAAUAAAGACUAUUUUUAAAUUAUUUAAAAUUUCGUUUGUUAAUUCUGCAAAAUAUACUUUCUUCUUGCACCCAAAUGAAUUCUCUUGGGGUGAAUGCACCUCACUUUGGAGACCAAUUCUUUGGGGUAUAGUCUUGGAAAGAGUUUUAACUGGAUGGGAACAGGUGUCAAAACUGACCAGUUUAUAAUAACAGUUUCUUUUAGUCGGUGAGUAUAGACUGUUGUCCUUAACUAUGUGCUGCAUAACUCUGGUUUGGAUCUCUGUUUAUUCAGAGUUCUUUGAAAAUUCGGUCCAAGGGCUGUGAACUGUUUUGCCAUUGCUUUUCCUGCAGUAUGCAUUAAAUGACAAAACAGGAGGUGUCGGCCUUAAGCGGUUUGCAGAAAUGCAAAGCCAUUCCUGUUUGGAGGGGAGUGCAAUAUCUCCUGCCAAACACAGGGAUGUGUUAGUACUUGGCUUUAAACGUUAGUACCAUCUUUUCCAACUGGCUUGCCCUUUCUCAAAUGUUCACUAAAGAAUUCCAAUGUUUUGUGCUCAACUUCUCAGAAGAAAAGAAUUAAUUUGCUUGCUGUAUCUCUCCUGGUGUUUAUUUUAUUGAACUACAGUUGAAACAAUUUUUACAGUAUGCCUGUUCUUUAAUCUUGUAAACUGGCAUAAAUUUUUAAUAGUAUUUCAUAUCAGUUUUUAAAAAUUGAUGGGGUAAAAUGACUGUACAUGUGUUGGGCUGCCUAAAGAAGUCAAAAUAUAUAUAUUUUAAAUCCCUCAAAUGUGUCUCAAAGUAUGUAAGUUUUCAUGUGUUUGACUGGAGAGGCAAGAGAGAUAUUCCAGUAAAAUAUAACAGUGGUGGUUUGGGUUUUUUUUUAAUUGUAUAUCUUACCUGUAAAUCUCAGCUUGAAGGAUCUCACACGAAAACAUGGAUAACAAGUCAUCUGAAACCCCUGAUUGUCCAACUGUAUCUGGAGAAUGAAGUAGCUGGAUUUCCUGUGUAUUUACAAUGCAGUGUGAUGACAGUUUUUCAUUUGAGUUGUCUUCUCAAUUGGUGUUACUUCAGUCUUCAAAGAACAUGAAAUUACUUCAACUUGUUGAAAUAAUGAAGGACAUCAUAGUUGGUUUAAAUGCAGCCUUUCUCAAUGAACAUGAAAGUUAUGGCACAGAAACAUUCAGGC